Molecule: messenger RNA, 4444 nt
Organism: Toxotes jaculatrix (banded archerfish)
Lineage: Eukaryota; Metazoa; Chordata; Actinopteri; Toxotidae
Gene: hoxa3a
Product: homeobox A3a
Exons: 4
Coding region: 517-1776 (419 amino acids)
Biological process (GO): regulation of transcription by RNA polymerase II
Cellular component (GO): nucleus
Molecular function (GO): RNA polymerase II cis-regulatory region sequence-specific DNA binding; DNA-binding transcription factor activity, RNA polymerase II-specific
Source: RefSeq, a predicted model, not a curated record
CCUCCAUUAAUGAUUCACGGGCUCAAAUAAAAGGGAUUUAAGUUGACGUUGCGUCACGUGAGCGGAGCGCAUAAUACUGCGCGAUGUUAUGGCACGGGGAAGAAAACCGGAGCCCCGGUCUGGCCAUAUGAUGCUGAUUAUAUGCGGGUUACCCCCACUUUCCGUGAGGGGAGUCCGGGCUGUGUAGUUUGUUUAUCGAGGGGAGAAAAAAGAAAAGAGAGGCAGACUGAAAGACAGAGGAUCCCGGGUUUGUGGAUGUAUUAUACUGCUGUCACGGACGGAUAUGUUUUUCCACGCGGACAGAGUCAGAGCCCGAGCUUUGGGAGGAUGGAUUUUAUUUUGAGAGCUAAGUAAAUCCAGGCCAUCGCAAGGUCUCCGAGACACCUUGAACUGCCUUCGGUUCACCCGAGGAGGCCAUUGGCGGAGAGGCGUCACGUGACCACGGGGUGCCAAUGUUAUUCUACAAGGGUGUCAAGACCCUGUCAGUUUCUGAAAUAAAUAUUGGGAAACGGCGAGAUGCAAAAGGCAACCUACUACGACAGCUCCGCAAUUUACAGUGGCUACCCAUAUCAAAGCGCAAAUGGCUUCAGUUAUGAUGCCAAUCAGGUCCAAUAUCCCCGGGCCUCUCAUGUGGAAAGUGAGUACCAUCGACCUGCCUGCUCCCUGCAGUCUCCUGACGGCUCCGUGGCUCUGCAGAAGCCGGGGGAGAUGGCGGAGAGCUGCGACAGGACCACAGCAAUUCAGGCGGCGCAGUCCAAGGUUCAUCCCGAAAGCAAUCAACCGCCUGUGCCGGUGUCAGGCCCACCCCCUCCUUCACAAUCCCCCGGUGCUAUCAGCCAAAACACAAGCAACGGGUCCAACCAGCCCAGUGCUAAGAACGGCUCCCCGACCUCUACUGCUCGCAGCAAACAGAUCUUCCCCUGGAUGAAGGAAUCACGUCAGAACACCAAGCAAAAAACCACAAGUAGCUCCAGUUCAGUGGAGAGUUGCCCCGGAGACAAGAGUCCUCCGGGGUCAGCAGCAUCGAAGAGGGCCCGGACAGCUUACACCAGCGCCCAGCUAGUGGAGCUGGAGAAGGAGUUCCACUUUAACCGGUACCUGUGCAGACCCCGGAGGGUGGAGAUGGCUAACCUGCUCAACCUCACUGAGAGACAGAUCAAAAUCUGGUUCCAGAACCGCAGGAUGAAAUACAAGAAGGAUCAGAAAGGCGUCGGAAUGAUGCCUUCCCCUGGUGGACAGUCCCCGCGGAGUCCCGUGGGCCCGGCCUCCGGUGGUGGCGGCGGAGGAGGCGGAGGAUACCUCAACUCUAUGCAUUCUCUUGUAAACAGUGUACCUUAUGAAUCCCAGUCGCCGACGUCUUACAAUAAACCUCAUCAAAAUGCAUACGGUAUGGCCACGUCAUAUCCCCCUCCUUUGAACAGCUCCCUCAACAACUGCCCGCCCUCCCAGAAGAGGUAUCCCGGGACCGACUCGGCCACGCCCGAGUAUGACGCGCAUCCUCUCCAAGGAAAUGGCAACUACGGGACGCACAUGCAGGGCAGCCCCGUUUAUGUCGGCGGAGGGUACAUCGACUCAAUGCCCAAUUCUGGGGCCUCCGUUUUCGGUCUGACCCACCUCCCGCACCCGCCGUCCGCAAACAUGGACUACAAUGGAGCAAUCACAAUGGGCAACAGUCAGCAUCACGGAGUGUGUGAUCCGACACCGACGUACACAGACCUAACGCCGCACUACUCUCAGGGAAGAAUCCAGGAAGCGCCCAAACUGACGCAUCUGUAGCGGUGGCGCUGCCCGGAUCACUCCGCCCAUUGUCUUACCCACCUCCAGACACAUUACUGCUUUGUUUCUGCGCCUCCUCACGGCUUCCACCUUAUCUCCGCCUUUGUUUAUGUUCUCUAUAGUUUGAUGUGUGAAGUAGCGUAGGAUAAAUAAUCACGACUUGCUUGAAUUUUUCUCUAUUUGCUCGUGUCAUUGUCUCACAAAGACCUUUAUCUGGGCUAUAGGACGUCUAGAGCGGGAGGGAGGGGGGCACAGUACCUAUGUGCAUAAGCCUAUUUAAUCUUUUUUUUCCUCAAAAUCUUGUUUUAAAAUUGAAACUCAAACAGGGUAUUAUGAACGUAUGCUAUUCAUUUUUUAAUGUGAAUUUGUCCGUCUUUUAUUUAUCCGAAGUUGAAGAAUUGUGUUUUGCAUUUUGUUGCACUUGUGAAAGGAUCGUUCAAGCCACGAGCUUGGAUUGUGAGGGAAAUACAUUUUCAGCCACAACAACAACAACAACAACAACAACAAGGGUCAGGAGCUUACACGCAACCUCCCUUGCUUGUGUUUUGUUCUAUUGGACUUUAUAAUGUUAUUUAUUUGUUUGGUGUAAAGAUGAAAGAGUCCUUUAGUAUUAUUUGACACCCAUGCGAUCUUUGUGUGGGGAGAAGGUUGGUGGAUAUUAGCGUCUCGGCCCUUUCCCAGCCCAUACAUGUAGCCUGCAGAAGCAGCAGCAGCAGCUCACCAUGUUGCUAUUAUAGCCUAUGUUUCCAUUUUUUUCUUCUUCUUCUUCGAGGAGGUGUUUUAUUUUCUCAGCGAAUGUAAAAUCAAUCAGUCAUGCAAUAAGGGUGGAAAGAAGGACACACGUUAGCAGUCUCUUUAUUGAAGAAAAAAGAAAGAAAAAAGAAAGAAAGAAAGAAAGAAAGAAACGGACAUCAUCCAUUUUUCUUUCGAUGUCAUACAUUCCAUGCUGCUCCAGUUCGAAGAAAUAAAUAAAAGAACUGAAAUAUAAUUGUAGCAUAUCCUUCAGUUUUAAUUUAGAAACAUCAGAAGCAUUUCACGUGAUCACAAAAUUAAAUACAAGGCAGUUUCUUAAAUAAAAACAACUUUUAAAAAACACAUUUCUAGUUUUGCUAUUAUUACAUUUUGUUAUUGUUGUUAUAAAUUUCAUGAUAGUAUAAAAUUAUCAAGGUGAUAACACAAAAGCAAUUGGCAGUAAAUUAGAAGCAUAGCAAAAUACUAAUAAUAAACCAUAGAUGGCAAUUGGUAAAUGUAUGUUAGUUUAUUAUUUAUGCAUCAAAAUAAUAUGGGAUCAGAGAUAUAAUUAAUAACCAAUAGCAUCAAAGUAAAGGGCCGCGGAUAAAAUCAAACGCUGAAUAAAAGCUACUUGAUUUUUUUUCCCCCCUCCCUCCUCUUGAUUCGACGUGAAGAAAACUCUCGGGUGGCCUUCUCCCCUCCUCUCAUCUGCGUGGGCACAUCCAUAAUAAUAAAAAUGUCACCCAGGCCUUUCUGGAGAUUCUGCAAGAAGACAACAAGCUAAAUGAGAAAAUCGUUUGGAAAAUAAUUCCCUGAUAUGAUCAGUCAGUCAAAUGCGGUCAGAGAGGAUGCAGGCUGAACUGGAAUCAUAACGGGAUCUUAUUUGUCUCAUUAUUCUCCAGAUUUGCGGAUGUCAGCGUUAAGCCGGUUCAACAAGAAGCACCUCGGUUACGAGGAUGGUUACAGAAAAAGGAAAUGAUCAGUGGCAAGCUGAAAAACCGACGAUGUAUUCCUCUCUGUGUAUUUUUGCUAAACUGAAAGGGUUGUGUAGCAAUGAUCAUACAUUUAAAACAUAAAAAAAUGUGUAUUUCUUUUCUUUAUUUGCAGUAAUUUCCUAGUAUUUAUGAUUUUUCAAAAUACAACUCAAACACGUGAAGCUGAAAUGCUCAUAUUGUUUUGUAAUUUACUAAAAUUUUCUGGAAAAAAAUUGCAUUUUUUAAUUUUUAUUUUAAUCAUGCUCAGAGAGUUUUCUGCCUUUCUCCUCAGAUCAUCUAAAACCUUUUGUGCCAUGAUCAAUCUUGAUGAUUAUGUUAUGCCUUUGUGCAACUGCAGUAUUAUUUGUUCUCACUGAUUUUGCAGCAAGAAUUCAUUUUCAGCCCAAUCUGAUUGAUAUAAGAGGGCAUGGACAUUAGGAGCCCUGACAUAUGGUUAGCAGGGAAACCUAGAACAAUUGAACCAUGGUGUGUCAUAGCAAAAAAAAAAAAAAAAAAAGCUGAUGCACUGUGUAUUUCUGCAUCCAACACAGGCAGACACACACGCGCGCGCGCCCACAUGUGCACACGCAUGCACAGCGAGACACUGAUUUGACCCAUAUGUGCCAUACACAGGUAGCCCAUAAAUAACGUUUUAGCCGAAACUGGGAUUUGUAUUUCUUUCACAGCAUUUCCAUCCGUGGGAAAGUGCUCCUAAAUCAAUCCUGCUGCAGAGACAAGUGUGUAGGACAGGCUGGGGUCCACUAAAUGCCGCCACCCACUCCUUUCCUUGCACACAAAGCCUGUGCGUAAUUCCAAAAAAGCCAUCCAUCUCUUCCCCUAGCAACUCUGUCCUUCACCACACAGUCUGCUCCGCGCACAAACCUGCAUGUCCACCGAAACAAAAAAAAAAAAAACAAAAAACGUGUCGUUGUGUAAAUCGUAUUCACACUUCAAAGAUAAAA